AUCAACAAAGUGGUGAUUCUCAUCUGGGAUGCUAUCUGCAAAGCCACUCAGGUACUGUCCACCGCCACACGACAUUCAUUACUACGUCCAACUCGUGAGAUCGUGCACCGAGUGCAAGGAUCUUCAACAGGGCAGGCAGGCCCAUCAACUGAUUCUCAAGAGUUUGCACUACGACAGCGUCUUCCUCGCAAACCUCCUCAUCAACAUGUUCGGAAAAUGCGGCAGCGUUGCCGAAGCUCGCAAGAUCUACGACAAAGUCGAGGACCCAGGCGUUCACGGCAACACGAUUAUGCUCACGGCCUAUACCCAGAACGGGUAUCUCCGGGAGGCCAAGGAGAUGUUCGACUCGAUGCGAGACAAGGGGGUGGUGUCCUGGACCAGCAUGGUCAGUGGCUUCGCUGAACACUCUCGACUCCGGGAAGCCAGCGAUUUCUUCGACAAGAUGCCGCAGUGGAACGUGGUGACCUGGAACGCUCUCUUGACUGGAUAUGCCCGUCACGGGCAUCUCGACGAGGCGUGCUCGAUGUUCCAAGUCAUGCCGCAGCUCAACCUCACCUCCUGGACAACCGUCGUCUCCUCGCUGUGUCAACACGGCCGGCUCGACGAAGCAAGGAUACUGUUCGAGAGGAUCCCCCAAUGGAACACACUCUCGUGGAACUACAUGAUCCAGGGGUAUGCCAAGGGACGGAGGCUGGAAGACGCAAAGCAGCUCUUCGAUCGAAUGCCAUACAGGGAUGCGGCAUCGUGGACAGCCAUCAUUGCGGAAUACGCACAGAACGCGCAUUUGGACUCGGCUGGCAGGAUGUUUGCGAGGAUGCCGAGCCAGAACGUAGUGACUUGGAACGUCAUGCUGGUGGCUUAUGCCCAGAACGGACAUCUCGAGAAAGCGAGCAGCUUGUUUUGGAGCAUGCCGGAGCGGGAUAUCGUCUCCUGGACUGCAGCACUUCAAGGCUUUGGGGAACAGGGAUACGUCGAGACCGCGACCAAGAUGUUCCAAGCCAUGCCGCUCAGGGACACCAUAGCUUGGAGUGCUGUGAUGCAAGCUCUUGGAGAGAACGGCCACCUCGAGGAAGCCAAGCGCUUGUUCGACUCCAUGCCGGAGCCGGACUCGGUGGCCUGGACGUGCAUGAUUCGAGCCUACGGGAUGAACGAAGAUGUCCAGACGGCCAAACGACUCUUCGACACAAUGCCGUGCCGGACAGCUCCUGCGUGGUCGGUGCUCCUCACUGCCUUUGCUGAGAACGGUCACUUUGAUGGAGCGAAGUCACUCUUCAAUAAGUUCCCGGCCAGGACGGUAUGGAUCUGGAACUCCAUCCUGUUCCUCAACGCUCAGAAGGGUCGCGUCGACACCGCCAGGGAGUACUUGCUUUACGAUCUGCCGGAGGUGGACGUGGUCUCGUGGAACAUGAUAAUCCACGGAUAUGCACAGAGCGGGCAAGGGGACUGUGGAAUGCUCGUCUUCCAGGCGAUGGUGCUGGACGGGACGAGGCCGGACAACGUAACUUUCACGGGGGUGCUACUUACAUGCAACCACGUCGGUUUGCUCUCUCAAGGCGAGGUGAUGUUCGUGUCCAUGGUCGAGGACCACGGCUUGGUCCCCGGGGUGGAGCAUUUCAAUCUCCUCAUCGACAACCUCGGACGGUGUGGCCAGCUCCAGAGAGCCGAGGACGUUCUCCACACCAUGCCUUACGAGGCCGACCCGCUGACUUGGACGACGUUCCUCAACCUUUGCAAGGUCCAUGGCGACUUAAAGAGAGCCGAGCUUGCUGCCGAGAGAGUGGUGAAGCUCCAGCCCGAGAGCUCCGCGCCUUACGUGCUACUCUACAACAUCUACGCUGUCCCGGACGAGAAGAGAAAGCAUGGCUUGCUCUCGAGGCUGUCACGCAAGCAGCGGAGCAAGAUCAGUGCCGGCUCUCGACUGCACGACUCUGGACCAAGAGAAAGGAGUCUUGGCGACAUUUCUUGAGAGGUGAUGCUCGUCAUGGAGAUUCAAGCUGACGAACAGUGGUCAACCACUGCGCCGAUUCGUGAUGAUAAAGACCGAACACCCGUAAGCGUUUACGCAAGAAAUCACGGUGUUCUACUGAUACGUGCUUGCGUGUUCUAGGUGGAAGAGCUUUUACGCGAACGAUUAAAAGUACGACAUAUAGCUUAUUAGCAACUGAGAGAGUGACCAAAAACCACAAAAAUGAGCAACAAGAUCAAGCUGCUCCAAGAAUCAAAAUGGAGCGAGCCACUACCAAAACCAAAACUAGACGUACAAGCAAUUCAACUUGCCUGCCUGCCUGGUAAGAGUUCCUCUUAUUUUUCUUUUCUUAGCGAACCUGAUCGCUCUUCUUCGUC
This is a messenger RNA of Selaginella moellendorffii, 2343 nucleotides long. Its product is annotated as pentatricopeptide repeat-containing protein At4g02750. Gene Ontology annotation, biological process: RNA modification. Gene Ontology annotation, molecular function: protein binding; RNA binding. The record is from RefSeq and is a predicted model, not a curated record. Lineage: Eukaryota; Viridiplantae; Streptophyta; Lycopodiopsida; Selaginellales; Selaginellaceae. The transcript has 2 exons. The coding region runs from base 29 to 1966 and encodes 645 amino acids.